AUGCAAGAGAAGCCCACCACCGUAGCCGCCUACGCGGCCGGGGCGUCCCUCGCGGCCGUGGCCUUGUUCUACGUCUUCGGUCCCAACUACACAAUCGACGGCGACGAGUCGAACGACAGCAACCGGAAAAAAAGCAUCGUCGGCCUAUCCAACCUGGCCAAUGACUGCUUCAUCAAUUCCGUCCUCCAGGCACUAGCCGGCCUAGGCGAUCUGCGAGUCUACCUGAUCCACGAACUGCACCGACGCCAACUCGACGGACCAGACACAUACCAAACAGUAGCCAGCGACGAUGAAUUGUCAGCCGGGCAGACGGACAAAUUGCGAGAAUUGCAACAGGGGAUUACAACAAGGGCAUUGAAGGAAAUGCUAGACCGAUUGAACGAGCGACCCAUCUACAAAAAGACCAUUUCUGCACGCGACUUCAUCCAGGCCCUGGAGUACGCGUUCCGCACUCGAAUCAGUCGCAAUCAGCAGGAUGCGCAGGAAUUUCUGCAGAUUGUGCUGGAGAGAUUGUGUGAUGAGUAUCAUGCUGGAGUGCGGGCGCGGAAACGGGCCUUGGGUAGCGCUGUGAGUGCAGAGGGCAGUUCGCAGGAGAGCUCGUCUGAAGUUGAGGUUCGGAUUGAUGAUGGUAGUGUGCAUGGAUUGCCUGCUAUUAUUGAUACGAAAUUGAAGGAAAUUGACCAGGAAUCUGGGUUUCCUUUUGAAGGCAAAAUGGAAUCCCAGAUCGAGUGUCAGUUCUGUCAUUAUCAGUAUAAACCCAAUCAGACGGCAUUCGUCAAUUUGACACUGCAGGUGCCGCAGAAGAGUUCGACCACUUUGGGCUCGUGUUUUGACGGGCUGUUGAAAACGGAAUAUAUUGAAGACUUCCGCUGUGAUCGGUGCAGUCUGCAGCAUGCCGUGGAUGUCAAGAGCAAGGAGCUUGCCCGUGUUCGAUCCCAAGGCGAUCGUGAUCGCCUGGAGAAAGAACUGGCUCGUCUCCGGGAAGCCAUCGAGACCGAUCCAGAGGCAGAACUAGAAGGCAUCACCUUCCCACCCUCCGAGAGUGUCCCCAAGCGCCGAAUCGCCCGCCACAUGCGGAUAACAGCCUUCCCCAAGGUCAUCGCAAUCCACUUAUCACGAUCGAUCUUCGACCGCAGCAGUUCCAGCAAGAACGCCGCCAAAGUCUCCUUCCCAGAGCGCCUCCCACUAGGUGGCCUCCUCACUCAAAAGUGGUAUAAACUCCUUGCCAUCGUCUGCCACAAAGGCAGCCACCACAGCGGCCACUACGAAUCCUUCCGCCGCAACCACAUCUACCCUCCCUUCUCCACCCCCGGCGCCUUCAGCUCCUACGCCCAAAGCCGCACCGCCAGCCAAAGUCCCUCCACCGCACCCAGCCCACGCAUCAUCCCCCGCAGCAGUCCAGACCCCGACACCCUCUCCCCUGCAACCUCGUCCACCUCUCUCUCCGGCUCCGUGCCCCAACUCACACCCGUUCGCCCUACGACUGCUGGCUCCCGCCAUUCUGUCAGUACCAAGACUUCUUCGCCGUCCGAGACCCCCAGUGCCCCGCGCGGGUCCCGCAGUAUACCCCGCCCUGAUGUGCCAGGGGUCAGUUCGCGGCUGCGUCGCCGUCGCAAGCCGAUUGAUCGGUGGUGGCGCAUUUCGGACGAAAAGAUCAAGGAAUGCAAGACCUCGGACGUCCUGGGGAUGCAGCGUGAGGUGUAUCUCUUGUUCUACGAGUUGGAGAAGGUGGAGUGA
This is a messenger RNA of Penicillium salamii, 1737 nucleotides long. The record is from the annotation of a GenBank genome assembly. NCBI's taxonomy places the organism in Eukaryota, Fungi, Ascomycota, Eurotiomycetes, Eurotiales, Aspergillaceae.